GCUAUAGCAGCAGGUUUAUCGGACCAUUCAGCAAGCACAGUAAGCUAACAGUUGAAAACUUAUCACUAGAAACACUGCAUUUUGUUAUUCGUGUUUUCUUGACAAGGGACCCGUUUUUGUACAUUUAAAAAGACAUGGCUGCGGAUUGGCUGGGUAGUUUGGUGUCAAUCAACUGUGGACCAACACUGGGAGUCUAUCAAGGAGAGGUAUCAUCAGUGGACCAGUCCUGUCAAACCAUUUCGCUCAGACAACCUUUCCACAACGGAGUCAAGUGCCCAGUUUCAGAAGUUACAUUCAGUGCCAUUGACAUAAAGGACCUCAAGAUCUUAGAAAUCAGAGUUGGAAAUGCUCAGAACAACUCUUCAGUGUCGACUAAUACAAGCAGUACCCCGGUUGCAGUACCAAAAGGUGAUCUCCGGACAGUAGAGAUAGUCAACUCUCUGCAACACUGCUCCAAAAGCUAUGGAGACCGCCAUCUGGAUGUCCCUAAGGGCUUCAGGCGAAGACACAACUCCUGGUCAUCAAGCAGUCGAGGUGCAAAUCAAGCCACCCCCAAAAAGAAUGGGUUGAAAAACGGGAGUAGCCAGAUGAAGCAAAGGGACGAUGAGUGCUUCGGGGACGGCAUGGACGACGGCUUGGACACGGAUUUUGAUUUUGAAGGAAACUUGGCCCUUUUCGACAAAGCAGCUGUUUUUUCAGAGAUUGACACGUCAGAGCGUCGUAAUGGGGCAAAGUCACGAGGUACCCCUCACGAGCAGACUGCCUCGCGGUACCGCCACGACGAGAACAUUAUUGAGGGCAAACCUAUAGUGUACAGACAAAUAACAGUACCACAGCCUGGACCCAAAGAAUACUGCACUGACUCUGGACUGGUUGUACCUAGUAUAGCUUAUGAACUGCACAAGCGUCUGCUAUCAGUCGCAGAGCGAUAUGGCCUCACGUUCGAGCGGCGACUUGAGAUGACUGGCGUGUGUGCGAGUCAGAUGGCGCUCACACUGCUUGGUGGGCCUAACAGAUUCACGCCAAAGAAUCUUCACCAGCGUCCCACAGUAGCACUGCUGUGCGGGCCGCAUGUGCAAGGGGCUCAGGGCAUCAGCUGUGGUCGUCACCUGGCCAAUCACGAAGUUGAGGUCAUCCUGUUCCUUCCGAACUUUGUCAAGAUGCUCGACUCUGUCACCAGCGAGCUCACUCUGUUUAAUAAGACUGGCGGCAAGCUAGUAUCAAACAUCAAAGAAAGUAUUCAGACCCCCUUAAAUUUUUCACUCUUAUUAUAUUGCAGCCAUUUCCUAAAAUCAUUUAAGUUCAUUUUUGUCCUCGAUGUACACACAACACCCCAUAUUGACAGAAAAAAACUGAAUUGUUGACAUUUUUGCAGAUUUAUUAAAAAAAAAGAACUGAUAUAUCACACAGUCAUAAGUAUUCAGACCCUUUGCUCAGUAUUUAGUAGAAACACCUUUUUGAGCUACUACAGCUUUGAGUCUUUUUGGGAAUGAUGCAACAAGUUUUUCACACCUGGAUUUGGGGAUCCUCUGCCAGUCCUCCUUGCAGAUCCUCUCUAGUUCUGUCAGGCUGGAUGGUGUACGUUGGUGGACAGCCUUUUUCAGGUCUCUCCAGGGAUGCUCAAUUGGGUUUAAGUCAGGGCUCUCGCUGGCCAAUUCAAGAACAGUGACAGAGUUUUUCUCAUUGUAUAUAUUUUCCUCCUUCGUUAUUUUAGCUGUGUGCUCGGGUCAUUGCCUUGUUGGAAGGUGAAACUUUGGCCCAGUCUGAGGUCCUGAGCACUCUGGAGAAGGUUUUCAUCCAGGGUAUCCCUGUACUUGGCCACAUUCAUCUUUCCUUCAAUUGCAAAGGGUCUGAAUACUUAUGGCUGUGUGAUAUUUCAGUUUUUCUUUUUUUAAUAAAUCUACAAAAAUUUCAAAAAUUCAGUUUUUUUCUGUCAAUAUGGGGUGAUGCGUGUACAUUAAUGAGGACAAAAAUAACUUAUGAUGAUUUUAGCAAAUGGCUGCAAUAUAACAAAGAGUGACAAUUUUAAGGGGGUCUGAAUACUUUAAUAACGGACUUUAUUUUUUUUUCUACCUGUGAGGAGCAUUUCCGUAUUGCGGCUGUGGCUUGUAGUUCUUCCUGAAAGCGCCCCUCACAAAAACUGCAGUCAUCUUAAUGGCGAGAUGGUGAGUUACAUUUUGAAUCAUUUGUUUUUAUUUUAUCUAUAUCAUUGUCAGUUGUGAAUUGCAUUUAAGUGACUCCCUCGUGUGUGGCGCUAGCCUAGUUGCUGGGCAAAGCUGAUCAACAACAGCUGGCUCACUGUUUUUUUUCUAUUGCUUGGCCAGCUCCAAACGUGUUCAAUCAUGAGCACAGUAUUGGGAUUAAAUUACUUUUAUUGGCUUUAGACAGAAUACAAUAGUAGUACAGAAUACAAAAACAUGCUCCUUCAAAGUAGCCUGCAACCUGAGCGGUGCAUGUCUCACUGGAGACGAUUGACUUCAUAUCCGCUACAGGAGUUAUUUUCACAUUUGAAGUGUGACUUUUUCCAAAUAUUUAUGGCAUUCAUGCGUCUCAGGAAAAUUCUACGAUGCAGGAAUUCCUUCGAGUCAGAGACUUCACUGAGUCACUCCUUUUGUGUCGGUGUGCACAUAUUUGCACGGUACCACAGUGGGUGUGUCAGAAGUCAUUAUGACAGAAUUGGCGCACCUUGACAGUGCCCAAGACAGGUGUGUAUAAAAAAAAAAAAAAAAAGACUUACCUUGAUAUGAUUUUGAGUUCUUUUUAAUUUAGAGAAUACCCAAGUGUAUUACAGGAGGAUUAGGAAGCACUUGCUUCAUACUGUAUUUGUGUCAGCAUUCUUAUCUCAUUUUUGCAGCAUUCCAGAGCCCCGGAAUAUUGUUACAAAUAUGAUGUAUUGACCAGCAUCAAGGAUUGUGAACCAUUGUGAAUGACUCUUCUUUGAUUUGCCAGUGUAGCUGUGAAUCUCACACAUCCAGUAUUCUGCUGUAAUUGUGGCUUUCUCAUUUUCUUUGGCCGAGAUGUGCUGAAGCUGUUCAGAAAUGUUUGUACUGUAUGCGUUUGUUUUUCACUUUGACUAUCACCUUUUAAUAUUUUUUUUUUGGUCUAGAAGAGAUUGUUUGCAUUUCAACUAAGUCUUAUCCGUGUACUUUUUGCCCAUGUUUUCUAACGUGUGUAACACCUGCAGACUGAAAGAAUUAAACAUGUUUGCCUUUUUUUAAAAACUUUUUUUGUACAACUUUCUUUACCAAAGUACAGAAUUGUAAUCAAGCACUUAUAUAACAUUUGGCCUGUUGCACGGCUGUAAACAGUCAUGGAACACAUUCAGGUGCCAAUUCUCCUUAUGUGAGCAUGCAUUUAAAAACCCUAUAUCAUAAUUUUUUGCUGUAAUUUUACUGCUGGUGUGAAAUGAAUACCAAAUGAUCUGGUUAGUCACCUCGCUUACACCCUAGGUGUGUGCACAUUUAGUAGUUUAAUGAUUUUAAUGUAGGCCAAUAUGGGAACAAAGUGAUUAGCAUGCCUGCCUCACAGUUUGAGCUUUGAAUCUGGUCUCCGGGUACUCCGGCCUCCUCCUUUUUUUUGUCUAAAUGUGCCCUGCGACUGGCUGGCAACGAGUCCAGGGUAAACCCUGCCUCUCCUAAAGUCAGCUGGAGUCCAGGCUUCAGCUCCCCUCUGAGUCUAAUGAGGAAAGGCAUUAUAGAAAAUGAAUGGAUGAGUUCAAUAUUAAAAAAAAAAAAAAAACGUCUUCACUUGGUAUCAACAAUGUUAUUUUACAGUUAUGGGCUGUGCAUUUAAUACCUGGGCCUUGAGUCCAAAUCCACCAUCCAUACUAAACAAAAUAUACAAUAUAACAGCGUGCCACGUAUGUCCUCAGGAGGUGUUCAGAAUCAAUAUUGUAUUUAUCUGAUAACGUGACGCCAAAAAAAAAAAUAAUCAUGCCAGUGAUGUUGAUUAUUAAAUGUAUUACAGUAAAGUGUACAGAUUACUACAGACUAGUUUUACCAGCCAAACAAGUUUCGCUCAUACCAACCAGUCCGAGAAGGGGGGGGGAAUGAUGUUGAUGUGGCCAGCUAAAUUUGAAAUUUGAUGGGUUGAAUAAGCAGUCCCAAUGCUAAUACAGUUUAAAUUUGGGCAGCACUACUGAUUCUGAAGACCCUGAAGAUUAGUUUGCCAUGGCAGCACAUAGAGGUUAAACAAAUUGAUUGAUUGAACAAAGCAAUUAAACACACAAACUGAAAGCAGGGCAGCCAAGAGAAACGCUACAAAGACAAUGACGGUCAUGGAACAAAUAUUAGAAUGUACAGUGCCGUGAAAAAGUAUUGGCCCCAUUCUCAAAUUCGUAUAUUUUUGAAUAAUUUCCCCACUGUAAUGUUUUAAGAUCACCAACCAAAUGUAUAUGUCAGACAAAUAUAACCCAAGUGAACUAGAAAUGCUGUUUUUGAAUGGUGAAUUCAUUAAGAGAGAAAAAAAAACUUCAAAGUUACCUGGCCAAGUGUGAAAAAGUAAUUUCCCCCUUGAAUUAAUUAAUUGUGGCUCAUCACCUAUAUCACUAUAAUGGUAUCCUAUAUGCAUUUUCAUAUUGUGAAAUUGUGACACAUUUUAAAUUCAUUUCCAUUUUCCCAUCUAUAUCACCUAUAAAAAAUCCCGGCACGGUGGGCGACUGGUUAGCACAUCUCCCUCACAGUACUGAGGAACUGGGUUCCCUGUAUGGAGUUGGCAUGUGCCUGCGUGGGUUUUCUUUGGGUACUCCGGUUUCCUCCCACAUUCCAAAAACAUACAUGGUAUGUUAAAACUGAAUUGUCCAUAGGUGUGAAUGUGAGUGCAAAUGGUUGUUUUUCUAUAUGUGCCCUCCGAUUGGCUGCCAACCAGUUCAGGCUGAAAUAGGCACCCACACACCCGUGACCCUCGUGAGGAUAAGCAGUUCAGAAAAUGGAUGAAUAAAAAUCACUCCACAAUAUUUUUUUUAUAGGUAAUGUAUCUGUUUAACAUGAGACUUAAUACUUUCCUAUAACUGAUGUUCAUUAUAAGACAAAGUUAAACAUGUUCACUAUACGGGUGUAACUAUAUAACUGCAGGAGUGUUCAUUGUAUUUCAGCAUUGCAAUUCUAAAAGUGAAACUCAUAAAUUGUGCAGAUUCACUCAAAACCUCAUUUCCAUAUUCAAAUCUUUCUGACUGUUGCUUAUGCAACGUUGUAAUUUAGAUGUUUGUGUUAUUAGAUGGUAAACUGGGUUUUUUUGUUAACUGUAAGCUAAAAUCAAUAAAAUAAUUUACUCUGCCUACUUAAUCUAUUUAAUAUUAUAUUUUUUAAAUUGAACUAGUGAAAUAGGUGAAGUUUCCUAAUUCUAAUUUAUUGAGAUGCACCUGUACACUAUACCAUAAAGUACUGUACUGCUCACGUGUUUUUUGCGGGCAUUGCCCAAUCCAAUAUGGCGGCCACUUACCGGUGCUGCAACCACACCUCAUGCUAGUGCGCAUGCGUAAUGCGAAAUUAAGGCGUGGCAAGAAUUUGAAGGGCUUGGUUGAAUGGGCGUGUGAGAUGUCAACAGAGUAUCCUAUCUAACCAGUAUUUUAUUAGCGACAGUGUUGUUGCUUUUUUUGUGCUCCAUCUCUUCUCUCAUAUUCGAGUCAUUCUAGUUUCACUUUACUGUUAGUCUGUACGAGUUUUCGGCUGCGCACCCACUGACGAGUGGAUGUUCGGGGACACCUGUGACAUUUUGUCCCUGUCUGGAUUUGGAUACUGUACAUUUUGGGCUUCGACUUUUACUGAUGCUAGUUUUGUUUUGUUUUGUUUUUUCCCUUCCCCUUUGGGUGGGAA
This is a messenger RNA of Phyllopteryx taeniolatus (common seadragon), 5813 nucleotides long. It is a transcript of the gene edc3, whose product is annotated as enhancer of mRNA decapping 3 homolog (S. cerevisiae). The record is from RefSeq and is a predicted model, not a curated record. NCBI's taxonomy places the organism in Eukaryota, Metazoa, Chordata, Actinopteri, Syngnathiformes, Syngnathidae. Gene Ontology annotation, biological process: deadenylation-independent decapping of nuclear-transcribed mRNA; P-body assembly. Gene Ontology annotation, molecular function: mRNA binding. Gene Ontology annotation, cellular component: P-body. The transcript is spliced from 7 exons. The coding region runs from base 135 to 1364 and encodes 409 amino acids.